This is a messenger RNA of Achroia grisella, 3544 nucleotides long. It is a transcript of the gene Rhp, whose product is annotated as rhophilin-2-B. NCBI's taxonomy places the organism in Eukaryota, Metazoa, Arthropoda, Insecta, Lepidoptera, Pyralidae. Gene Ontology annotation, molecular function: protein binding. The transcript has 16 exons. The record is from RefSeq and is a predicted model, not a curated record. Gene Ontology annotation, biological process: negative regulation of stress fiber assembly; signal transduction. The coding region runs from base 669 to 3164 and encodes 831 amino acids.
UUUGUUAACCACGUGUCACGAGUUGUGCGUUUUCGCGGCAAAACGCGCAUUACUCUGCGACAAAUUAAUUUGAAUUUCGAACACAUUGUUGUUUUAGUGCAUUUAGUUUUUGCGGAGUUGUGAGUUUGAGCUGUGUUUUGAUAGUCUGUGGUGUGGAUCGUGAUUAAAAAUAUAAAUGCAGUGCAAUAAUAGUUAUUGUUUUUGGUCGAGUUGCGCCAUGAUAAUGUGAUAACUUAUGGAGAUCGACACCAAUCUUAGCGGUGAAGUCUCAAUACAAGUGCAUAAAAACGGUGUUCUAAAUAAAUACGGUUCAUAGAAAAACUUUCAUUUUGUGAUAUUCGAAAUUUGAAAUUAUACUCAUUGUGUUCCUAUUUUGAAAAUUUGAAAUAGUUUGAAUAAAUACGGUUCAACAUAAACAUUAAUUUUGUGAUAUUCGAAAUUUGAAAUUAUACUCAUUGUGUUCCAAUUUUGAAAAUUUGAAUAAAUACGAUUCAACAAAAACUUUCAUUGAUGAUGAUAAUAUUCGAAAUUUGAAUAUUUCUACUCAUUGUGUUCCAAUUUUAAAAAUAUUCAAUAUUUUUGGCGCGAAUCGUGCUGCUAUUUGUGACUAGUGAUUUGGUGGAAGUGUAUAGAGUUGUGUGUCUGUGUAUGUAUAAUGAGUGCGGAGUAUGGGUGACCCGCAGACCAUACAUAAGACCUGCGUGAGGGUCAACUCAGCAGACGACGAGGAGCGGGACGAGGUAGACCAUGAACUGCCAAGGAGAAACCCUUUUGUACGGGGGUCGGACCCACGGGUGGCCACGUGUCGGGGGCGGCUCCAGACCCGCCGCUGUCAGCUCAACCAGGAGAUCAACAAGGAGCUGCGGCUGCGUGCUGGAGCUGAGAACCUGUUUAAGGCGACAACGAACAGAAAGCUGCGCGAGACCGUCGCGCUGGAGUUGAGCUUUGUCAACUCGAAUCUGCAGCUCCUGAAGGAGCAGCUGGCAGAGCUGAACUCCUCGGUGGAACUGUACCAGAAUGACAGCCAACAGUGCGUGAUGCCGAUGAUCCCGUUGGGGCUGAAGGAGACGAAGGAAGUGGACUUCAGGGAGCCAUUUAAGGACUUCAUCCUGGAGCACUACAGCGAGGACGCCGCUACAUACGAAGAUGCUAUCUCCGACUUCAUGGACAUGAGACAGGCGAUGCGCACACCAGUACGGUCGACGGCGGGCGUGGCCCUCCUCUUCAAAUACUACAACCAGCUGUACUUCAUUGAGAGGCGGUUCUUCCCACCAGACAGAUCUCUCGGGGUCUACUUCGAGUGGUUUGAUUCUCUAACUGGAGUCCCUUCCUGCCAAAGAACUGUGGCUUUCGAGAAAGCCUGCGUCCUGUUCAACAUGGCCGGCAUAUAUACACAAAUUGGUGCUAAACAGGAGCGCAGCACGUGCGCGGGCCUGGACGGCGCUGUGGACGCGUUGCUGCGUGCGGCCGGCACGCUGCGGUACAUUCACGAGAACUUCACCAACGCGCCCUCCGUGGACCUGGCGGCAGACACGCUGCUCGUGCUCGGCGCGCUCAUGACGGCGCAGGCCCGGGAGUGCUUGUUCGAGAAGCUGCAGCUGCAGGCGCGCGAGGCGUCCCCCGCCGAGCUGCGGCGCGACCUCGACAUGUGCCUCGACCUCGCGCAGGAGAGCGCGCAGCUCGCGCACACCUACCGACAGCUCUACGACAAGAUGCAGUCAGAGGGUGUGUUCAACUAUGUGCCAUACUCGUGGGUUUCCUUGGUCCACGUGAAGACUGAAUUUUAUAAAGCGCUGGCGCACCAGUACUGCGCGAGUGGGUUGCUACACGCGCCCUCCGGCGGCUCUCGAGAACGACUGCUGGCACUGUACGCGCCCUCGGGGGACAGAACGCCCGAAAAUGGUUCAUCAGUAACUCCAUUGCUAAAGGACCAGGAGCUGGACUACAUGGCAUUAGGACGAGCUCACCUCGCUGAAGCGUUAACACUUUACGAAGAAGCGUUAAGACUACAGAGAAUGUGCCGCGAGCUGCGCAGCAAGCAGGCGCUGUCGCUGGCGGUGCGCGCGCAGCUGGAGCGCGCGGCCCGCGAGCGCCCGUCCGGUCGCCCGCUGGACCCGCGCGGGCCGCACGACCCGGACGACUUCGCGGACCUGCUCGACGCGCCGCACAUACACCCAUCAUCGAAAUUCCAACUGUCCCUAACACCACCGGAUUUCGCCCAGCACCGAGUCGAGGAUCUGUUCAAAUCUCUCGGCCCGAUCGCCAUAUUCUCAGCUAAGCGGCACUGGAGUGCGCCCCGACUCGUCCAACUCCAAAAGAACGGCGACAAACGGCUAAACGGCAGACCAGAAAAACGGAACGGCAGACUGGACGAGCAGGAACACAGAAACGGGAAGAGAACAGAGAAGCGCGACAGAUCCGAAGAUAACAGCACUUAUUACAAUCAAGUGAUAAGAAGCGAUGAGAAGUACACAGAAGAAUAUGAGAAGAAGAAACUGCAUAGAGUGACAAAACAAAAUGGCGUCUAUAUAAACAGUUAUAAUAAUAAUAAUAACUACGAUUAUCACCCGAAAGUUUUGGAUUAUGAUAAAGAUUAUAAUUGUAGGAAUAAACCGGGUGUUGAGAAUGGGGUUUGUAAACACGAGGUCAAUGGGAAGGUGAACGGGAGGGAAAGGAAGAAAGGAGAGCUGAGGAGAGUGGCCAGUGAAUACAACGUGUCCAAUGGAAAGUCGGAUGGUGAUGGGUUUGGAUUCUCCGUGAGAGGAGACGCGCCUGUCAUCAUCGCUGCGGUGGAACCCAAUUCAUUGGCUGAUAUUGGCGGUAUGCGAGAAGGCGACUUCAUAAUAUCGAUAGGUGAUAAAGACGUCAAAUGGAGUUCUCAUGAUGAGGUGGUGAGGCUCAUACAGCAGACUGGAGACACCCUCACCAUGCGGCUAGCAUCACCCAUGGACAAAAGCUGCCUCAAGGCCUCCCCAGAAACUACCCGGCAGUCGAACUCCAACCAGGGCUCCGUAUCGGCCGCGUCCACAGCGUCCAGCGGAUCCACGGCCGUGACUGCUCGUUCAUCCGCACGACGGGCGCCAUCUUGGAAUCCCUUCCGAAGACACACGACCAGAGACACGAGCUCCCACCGAGGCUCUCACACUAACGUAAUAUUCAGAUAACCGCCAUCUAUUGGCUGCGUUCGGUAAUGUACAGCGCCAUCUAUCGGCUGCCCCGCGAAAUGUCGGGAAACAAGUUAUUGAAUAGACUGAUAUAUCGUCACCAAUGUUUAAUAGCUCUUUAUGUAGUUAGAAUUCUUUGGAGUAUACCAAAAUAUAAGCAAGUUAUAGAGAACACGUUCAGAUAAACACCAUCUAUCAUUCGGUAAUGAACAGCGCCAUCUAUCGGCUGCCCCUCGAACAGUCGUUGAAUAAAUUGAUAUAUUUUCACCAACGUUUAAUAACUCUUUAUAUGGUUAAGAUUUUUUGGAGUACACUAAAAUAUAAGCAAGUUAUAGAGAACAAAUUCAGAUAAACGCCAUCUAUCAUUCGAAGCUAACAGA